Elaeis guineensis (African oil palm) is the source of this 2748-nucleotide messenger RNA. The record is from RefSeq and is a predicted model, not a curated record. NCBI's taxonomy places the organism in Eukaryota, Viridiplantae, Streptophyta, Magnoliopsida, Arecales, Arecaceae.
UUCUACAGAGUCAGCGAAAGGAGAAUGCUUCUGUGAUAUUCUUGGAGAAUUAUAAACAUCAUCAAAAUCAGAAUCCUGACUAGGAGAAAGAGAUUAAAAAGGUGGUGCACAUACCUUUUGGCCCCCCUUUCUUCUCUAUAAAUGGGUAGAGGGGGCCAGCCUCUUGAGCAGUAGAAUUGACUUGUUUUUCAUCCCCCAUCUCCUUCAUUCUCUCUCGGCUUCUGUAAACACGUGAGAGUUUGGAGAAACUCUUUCAAGGCUUCUUUAGUGAGUGAAGUGGAUGCGAGGCGGGACUUGGUAUAGGUGCAAAGGCUGGCAAUCGUGUCUCACCAUCAGUCAGGAGGCGACUAUGAGUUCCAUCCCAUUGACUUGCAGAAUUCGAUUGUUCGGCUAAGGGAAGGCACUUGAACUGCUUUCAUAAGUUUAGAAAGCAAUGGACUCAGAAGACAAGGUGCUUCAUAAAGGUAUAGCUUUCAAUUCGCAUACAUCAUCUAGUGCUAUAAGCACUCCAGACGAAAAUGGACACAUGCAUGACAAUGUGAAGGCUCAGCAAAGCCUGCAGGAGUUUCUGAAGUCCUAUCCCAAGAAGGAGCUGGUUCGCACAAGUUUUGAUAAAGAGAGUAAGCGGUCUGGCACAUCAAAAUGUAAAACGACAGAGGAGACUUCCAAAGCUACAACAAUUAGAGGAUGCAAGAACCUUGAGUUGAAACUCUCUUCAAAUCAUUCAACUUUUGCCAACAACCAAGCUCCUAAAAAGCAAUCGAGGAAGGGGGAGCAUCCUGUUCGUCUUCCUUCUACAGAAGGUUCUGAAGAGUUUAGAUAUGCUACCACAUGGAUUUGCAAGAAUUCAGCUUGCAAGGCUGUUCUGUCCUCAGAAGACACAUUCUGCAAAAGGUGCUCAUGUUGCAUUUGCCACCUCUUUGAUGACAACAAGGACCCUAGUCUUUGGCUGGUCUGCACAUCUGAAUAUGGCGACCAGGAUUGGUGUGGGUUAUCUUGCCAUAUUGAGUGCGCACUCCAACGCCAAAAAGCCGGUGUUGUUGAUCUUGGACAGUUUAUGCAGCUUGAUGGGAGUUACUGCUGUGCAUCAUGUGGAAAGGUUUCGGGGAUAAUAGGAUCCUGGAAGAAGCAACUUGCAAUAGCCAAAGAUGCCCGCCGAGUAGACGUUCUUUGUUAUCGCAUAUUCUUGAGUUACAGGCUAUUGGAUGGAACUUCCCAUUUCAAAGACCUGCAUGAAAUUGUUGAAAAUGCCAAGGCAAAGCUUGAAACUGAAGUUGGUCCAGUGAAUGGAGUUUCAGCCAAAAUGGCCCGUGGCAUUGUAAGCAGGUUGUCAGUUGCAGUUGAUGUGCAGAAACUUUGCUCUCUUGCAGUUGAGAAGGCAGAUGAGUGGCUGAGGUCAACUAGUCAUUCAGACCCAAAGUGCAGAGAUUCACUUCCUGCUGCCUGCAGGUUUCAAUUUGAAGAGAUAACAUCAUCAUCUAUUGUUAUAGUUUUAAAAGAGACCUCUUCAUCUGAUGCUGUCAAGGGUUAUAAACUCUGGUACUGGAAGAGCAGAGAGCAACCAUGCGUGAAAGAGCCUGUCACUUUCUCGAGAGCUCAGAGAAGGAUUCUAAUUUCAAACCUUCAACCUUGCACAGAGUAUGCAUUCCGAAUUAUUUCAUUCACAGAGGACGGAGACUUGGGCCACUCUGAGUCCAAGUGUUUUACAAGGAGUGUGGAGAUAAUCCACAAACACCCCGAGCAGAAUGGAGCAGAAAGGUGCUCAUCCAGUGCCAAGAGAGAGGCCAAGACUCCAACCGCCCGAUCCUCUGGAUUCAAGGUCCGAAAUCUGGGAAAGAUCCUGCAGCUAGCUUGGGCACAAGAAGAGGGUUGCUAUGAAGGGUUUUACAGUGAUGACGUAGAAGAAGAAUCCUGUGGCGGGAGUGAUGCGGUGAAACCAGAGACUGCUGAAGAGGACCAAGCGGCACCAGCUGUUUCCCGCCGUCUUGACUUGAAUGUGGCCUCGGUGCCUGACCUCAACGCUGAGGUAACUCUCCCCACAGAGAGCUCCCCAGAUGAAGAGAAUGGUUGCAGUUCGGAUAAGAAUGGACUAGCAAGAUCUGAUGGAAGUGGGGAUUCCCAGACUUGUGCCGCCACGGUCGAAGUACCUGCCGUGGAGUCUCCGCCGGAAUCGAGGAAACGGCUACCCAUUGUCCUUGAGGAAACUUGUUAUGGAGAUAGCACUUUGGUCAAUGGUUCACCGAUGCGAUUUUCACGAGGGUCGGGCCAGUUGGAUGACAAUUAUGAGUACUGUGUGAAAGUUGUGAGGUGGCUGGAGUGCUCGGGGCACAUUGAGAAGGAAUUCCGUAUGAAGUUCCUGACAUGGUAUAGCCUGAGGUCUACCGAGCAGGAGCGUCGGGUGGUGAUCACAUUUAUCCGAACCCUAAUUGAUGAGCCAAGCAGCUUGGCAGGGCAGCUGCUGGAUUCCUUCUCAGAGAUUGUGAAAUGCAAGAGGCCUCGGUAUGGUUUUUGUAGUAAACUAUGGCACUGACACAAGAAAAAAGAGUCCUAAAGAUCACUUUCCAUCUGCGAAUUCAUAGAUACCUAUUUUUUGGAGGUUACAUUGUAGUUGGUUUGGCCAAUUGUUUCUUAUUAUACAUAAACAUCAUUAUAGGUGUUCUAUUAUGAUCAAAUGAAACAGUCCAUCUUGCUGUAUUGCUUAACUAAAAUUUUCAAUGAAGUUGCCUAUGAAAGGGGGUUUUAUCAUCA